CAAACAAGCAGUCAGUUCAGUCAAAAGACGGCCAGACCUCAGUAUAGAAAUUUCCUUUGGCUCGAUUGGUUGGUCGAUUUGGAGCUGUCGCAGGUCGAUCGUUGUUGUUAGUGUUCGCCGCGUCAUUUGACAUUGUUUUUCGAGGCGCCGCCGUCGGUUGCAACCUCACAGCGCGCGGCGCAGUUAAAAACGUAGCUGCAGCAACAAUUAGCAAAACAAGUGAAAUGCUAUGCUAGCAAAAUAUUAAAAUUAAAUAUAUUAAAGAGAAGAAAAAAAGAAACACUCAACCAAAAUAAGAAAGUUUUAGCUUAAACAAGAGUGAAAGAUGCAAAAAAACAAACUGAAUAAAAUUAAAAUGAGUGUGAGUCAACAGCAACAACAACAACAGCAAAUGAGUAAAUUAUAGUGACAAAAUAAAGCAGAAAACAGUGAAAAGUGACAGUGAAUAAUGUUGAGAGCUCCCACACAGCACAUCGUGCAACUUGGCUUCGGAACGAAGACAACAUCGACACCAACAGCAGCAGCAGCAACACCAAGUGGCAAGCAGCAGCAACAUCCGCGGAAAACCCUACUGCAAAGGCUUAGGCAGCAAAAUAAGCCUGUGGAAGAGACACAUGAUACAGAAUAUUAUUUCACGCAGCAAAAGCAACAUUCAGGUGACAAAAGUUUACUUUUUCUGGUAGCCUCAAACUCGGAGCAAUUGCUAAAGAAACCCAAGAAAAAGAAGGAGCCAAGCAGCUACAAUUUCACGGCGGCUCUCAGGCGCAACAAGAAGCCAAAACCAGCAACAGCAGCAGCAACAGCAUUAGCCACAUCAACCGACGACGACGACGGCAGUUGUCGCAGCAUCAACAGCAACAGCAGCGGCAGUGCCAGCAGCAGCAACAGUUUGUCUAAUAGUUGCAUUAACAAUCAUAACAACACUCAUUAUAGAAACAGUAAAAACAGCACUCACACCAGCAACAAUAACAACUACAUUGGUAAUUACAAUUGCAAAACAAGUGAACAACAAGCGUGGAAAGCAGCAGAAAUACAACAGCAGCAGCAGCAGCAGCAACAACAUCAAAAGCAGCAACAGCAACACCAAAAGCAGCAACAACUGCUCAUUAGCAGGCCAAGCGAUCGACAUUAUCCCAGCAGUGGUGGCCACAUCAUGUCACCCACUUCGCAGGCGCCCACCCGAACCUCUCUCUUCGAUUCCUGUCAUCGCAAGAUCCGUCUCAUUGGCGGGGGUCCAGUUGCCUUCUUGGGCGGAUUGGUUGCCAAGGCCCGUCGCAAGGAACGCGAUGGCGAUCAAAAUUCAACAGACACCAAAUUGUAUUUGGAGGAGAGUGUCCUAGAACGUAAAUUACCUGAAGCUGAUCUCAAAGCCUUAGUGGAUCUUCCAGCUGGUUUGGAUUACAAUGAAUGGCUAGCGUCACACACCUUGGCUCUAUUUGAGCACGUAAACUUGGUCUAUGGAACUAUUAGUGAAUUUUGUACACAAUCCGGUUGCGCCGAUAUGACCGGACCCGGCAACAGAACGUACUUAUGGUUCGACGAGAAGGGCAAGAAGACGCGCGUAGCAGCGCCUCAGUACAUCGACUAUGUGAUGACUUUCACCCAAAAGACGGUCAGCGACGAGUCGAUAUUCCCAACCAAAUACGCCAACGAGUUCCCCGGCUCGUUCGAGUCGAUCGCGCGGAAGAUACUACGCUUGCAAUUUCAUGUGAUAGCGCAUCUGUAUGCGGCGCAUUUCCGAGAAAUCGCGCUGCUCGGCUUGCACACCCAUCUAAAUCUGACGUUCGCGCACCUCACCGCCCUCCAUCGGCGCUUCAACCUGAUCGACGAGAAGGAGACGGAUGUUUUGCGUGAUUUAGAGGUGGCCCUACGCCUCACCGAUGACACUGGCGGCUGUCAGGAUGCCUCAUCCUCGUCGUCGGUCCAUGAGCACUCCUCCGCCACCGCUGCUGCCUCAGCCGGUGAUCUGCAGCAUCAUCAGCACCAACAGCAUCAACAGCAGCAACACCACAACAGCAGCAGCAACAGCAACAGCACCUCCUCGGCGGAGGCCCUGCAUGUCAAUUCACAAAGCAACAAUGGCAGCACAUCCGCCUCGGCAUCCGUCUCCCUGAUCGAUGGCGAUGCGGCGGCGCCGCCAAUUUGCACGCAGCCCGAAGCUGGGGCGGGCUGCAAGCCGGCCGGCAGCAGCGGUUUGCUUGGCGGUAUACUGGGCGACCUGACCAGCGGCGAGUUUGGUGAUACAACGCGCUACUGCACCUCGGCGGUUCCUCAGGCGGCGGCGACAGCUGCUGCUGCUGGUGCGGCAGCGGGAGCGGGUGGAGCGGCAACCGGAGGACCGGAUCCUGCCGCAUUGAACAAUGGCGCGGGCGCACUACAUUUAAACUUUAGCAACAAUAAUAACAAUAAUCAUAAUCUGAAUCACAUGAACCAUCACCUCCAUCACCAUCAUCACCAUGGACACGGGCACCAUGGCCAUCACCAUCAUGCGGCGCAGCAGCAGCAGUCGCAACAGCAGCAGCAGCACAGUGGGCUCAUACAGUGCAAUGCGGCAGGCGGUGGCGGCGGUGGUGUCGGAGUCGGUGGGGCCGCAGGAGCAGCGGCAUCCUCUACCACCACGGCAUAGUGUGUGCGGCAGCAGCAGGGCUAAGGAGGAGGCAGUAGUACCAGCAAGGGCGCCGCAGCAGCAACAGCCACAACAAAAAAAGAACAUUAGAAAUACUAGAUUUACGCAAAAAUGUUAUUUAAUGUUACAUCUAUGAUCCUAAAGUUGAAAAUAUUGUAAAAAUAAUAAAAAACGACAAAAAAAAUAAGAGAAAACA
Drosophila kikkawai is the source of this 2822-nucleotide messenger RNA. It is a transcript of the gene Mob2, whose product is annotated as MOB kinase activator 2. Gene Ontology annotation, molecular function: protein kinase activator activity. Gene Ontology annotation, biological process: signal transduction; positive regulation of protein phosphorylation. The record is from RefSeq and is a predicted model, not a curated record. Gene Ontology annotation, cellular component: nucleus; cytoplasm. NCBI's taxonomy places the organism in Eukaryota, Metazoa, Arthropoda, Insecta, Diptera, Drosophilidae.